UCCUGUCCUCUGCAGCCCGCCAGCGGUUAGGGCGACCAUGGCGAGCGGCCACCGCCUCCUGCUGGAGAACGCACAGCAAGUGGUGCUGGUGUGUGCUCGUGGCGAGCGCUUCCUGACCGGGUCUGCGCUGCGCAGCCUGGCGGUGCUGGAGGGUGCCAGCGUGGUGGUGGGCACAAGAUUCUGUACAUUCUUUUUCGCCCUAAAAUCCCGGAUAUUGAUCCAGGUGUGCAGUCCCAGCACUCAAGACACAGAAGAGCCCCGUAAUCACCCUCUAGUAUCACCCCUGGAGGUAGGUUCUGCAGACCUGCCUGUAACCUCCCUGAGUGAGCCUUGCGUUCAGUUGGCAGGGGCUACGUACAUGGACAUUCACCAGGCUGGAGGAGGGAUCAACUUCACGGUGGAGCACACCCGUCAAGCCUCGGAGGAGGAACUGUUCUGCUCCUUCCAGCAGAGGCUGCAGUGCAUGAUGAGGGCUGGCACCACGCUGGUGGAGUGCAAGAGCGGAUAUGGCCUCAACCUGGAGACAGAGCUCAAGAUGCUGCGCGUCAUCGAGCGCGCCCGGCGGGAACUGCACCUCAGCCUCUCUGCCACUUACUGCGGGGCUCACUCACUUGGGGCCGAACUAGGAGCACAGGCGGUCAGCCACCUGGAGGAAGUCAGUGACGAAGGCAUCACUGCCAUGGCUGCAGCUCGGUGUUCUGCUGUCCUUCUGCCCACCACGGCCUACAUGCUGAGGCUGAAGCAGCCUCGAGCCAGGAAGAUGUUAGAUGAGGGUGUCAUAGUUGCUCUGGGCAGCGAUUUCAACCCCAACGCCUACUGCUUUUCCAUGCCGAUGGUCAUGCACCUGGCCUGUGUGAACAUGAGAAUGUCCAUGCCGGAGGCCUUGGCCGCUGCCACCAUCAACGCGGCUUAUGCGCUGGGAAAAUCUCACACCCACGGAUCUUUGGAAGUUGGCAAGCAGGGGGACGCCAUCAUCAUCAAUGCAUCCAGAUGGGAACAUUUGAUUUACCAGUUUGGAGGCCAUCAUGAAUUAAUUGAUUAUGUUAUAACUAAAGGAAAAGUCAUCUAUAAGAAGUGAUAGAUCUGAACCGAUGAGAUGCCUCAGUGCGAUAAGUCUCCUGUCACCAAACCCUGAGUAUGAUCCUGGGUCUCAUGAGGUGGGAGGAGAGAAUGUCUAAGAGUUACCCUCUGACCCCCACGUACUCACCUGCUAUGUACCAGACCCCUCCUCACCUCCACAUAAAUAAAUGUAAUAAGAUAAAAAUAUA
Mus pahari (shrew mouse) is the source of this 1268-nucleotide messenger RNA. RefSeq names its product amidohydrolase domain containing 1 (gene Amdhd1). The transcript is spliced from 7 exons. The coding region runs from base 38 to 1078 and encodes 346 amino acids. NCBI's taxonomy places the organism in Eukaryota, Metazoa, Chordata, Mammalia, Rodentia, Muridae. Gene Ontology annotation, cellular component: cytoplasm. Gene Ontology annotation, molecular function: imidazolonepropionase activity. The record is from RefSeq and is a predicted model, not a curated record.